AUGCGCUCCUUCUGCCUCAUUGCGCUCAUUGUGAGUGGUGUGAUGGUCGUCGUGGCUGAUCGCGCGUCAGGCCUCGAGGACCCUUCAGCUCCUGAUGCUGACCUAGCUGAACAUACGAGUGUGACAGAGUUUCAGAGAACGGCUUCUCACGUCUGGAAACCACACGAAGAACGGGCGUUCUACAUCGAAAGCCUCGCUGCAAAACUGAUGAAACUGCUCAAGUCGGCGAAGACUAUGCUUGCCAGCUUAUACGCCCCCUUCUUCAAGUCAAGUACCACCAAGACUGCAGGCAUGAAGCACGAUGCUGACGUCAUCGCCCGCUACGACCAAAUCGCACCAGCCGUUGACGACCACCGAUUCGUCCCGCCGGGCGAUCCUCCCAUCACACCAGGCGAACCUCUCAUCACACCAGGCAUACCUCCUAUCAUACGGGGCAAACCUCCUAUCGCGCCAGGCAAACCUCCUACCGCGCCAGGCAAACCUCCUACCGCGCCAGGCAAACCUCCUAUCGCACCAGGCAAAGACCAUACGAAACUAGUGGACAAGCUGCGCAAAGAUGAAGGUUUCAAAAAAAUAUGGACUGAUGUUCGAAAGCGUGAGGAGUUCAAAAAGAUGAAGGAUGACUUUCGCAAGUUUUUGGGGGAUGGGAAAAGCGAAUCGGAGGCAGCGCAAGUCGUCCACAAAAAACUGCAAGAAAAGUUGUCGGAACCAGAUUACAAUUACUGGGAUGGUUUGCAGAUGGUGGAGUACACUUGGUGGAUUCGAAACGGAAUUGAUCCGGAAGAUGUUGAAGCCAUGGUGAAGAAGGGUGGUGGCAAGGACGUAGAGGCCAUUGCAAAGGCUAUAGCAGAUGACUACAAGGAUAUUGUUCUGACUAUGUUGGAACACCCAGGUCACUAA
This is a messenger RNA of Hyaloperonospora brassicae, 900 nucleotides long. The record is from the annotation of a GenBank genome assembly. Lineage: Eukaryota; Oomycota; Peronosporomycetes; Peronosporales; Peronosporaceae.